This is a messenger RNA of Chilo suppressalis (striped riceborer), 1290 nucleotides long. Lineage: Eukaryota; Metazoa; Arthropoda; Insecta; Lepidoptera; Crambidae. The record is from the annotation of a GenBank genome assembly.
AUGGCUGUAAUAGUGAAAUAUUUGAUAGCUGGUUUAGUGAGAUAUUGGCUUAUACAUUUAGAUUAUUGGCAAACUAUAGCCAAUAGAGUUGAAAUUGCUACACCUUUAAAUUCAUGGAAGAGGUUAGUCGAGGGUGUAUAUUUGUACGAUCACAAUAUAAAUCCAUAUGAAGGAGAUUCCUUUCAUGAGUCGCCGAUUAUGCUGGUUAUCUUCCACUGUUUACUAAAGAGGGUGCCAUAUUUACUUCCUCUUCUUUUCACUGUUUUGGACCUCCUUACAGCUUAUCUUUUAUACCAGACAUCUAAGUCAUUUAUGAAGAUUUUUAUAGAAUCACAAAAGAAACAGAAAAAUGAUAUAGCUGAUGAAUCUAAACCAAUGCUAUUAAAUGAAACACAAUUGAAUGAAGCAACCGAAUAUGUGUUAUCUGUGUACUUGUUUAAUCCGUAUUCUGUUCUGAACUGUGCUGGAAUGACUACAACAGUUGUACAGAAUUUGCUAGUGGCAGCUUCACUGUGGAAUGCAUCAAAUGGACGUGGAAUAUUGGCUUGUAUAUUUAUAGCCCUCGCUACACAUCAAGCUUUGUACCCUGUACUUCUGAUAGUUCCAAUUGCCAUUUUAUUAGCAGAUGUCAACAAAGGUUGCAAUAAAUGUUCCUACAUCAGGACACUUCUUGCAUUUGUUCUAUGCUGGGGAUUUUUUAUAUACAUCUCUGCAUACAUUAUGGAUGGGUCUUACAACUAUGUACACAAUACUUAUGGAUUUAUAUUGACAGUUCCUGAUUUGAAGCCAAACAUAGGCCUGUUCUGGUAUUUCUUUACUGAAAUGUUUGAACAUUUCAGACUGCUAUUUGUAUGUGCAUUUCAAAUAAAUGCUCUUGCACUCUAUGUAGUCCCACUGACAUUAAGGUUCAAAAAGGAACCAGUGCUUCUGGCCACAGUACUCAUAGCACUGUCUACAAUUUUCCGGUCAUACCCCUGCAUUGGAGAUGUUGGGUUUUAUUUAGCACUUUUACCCAUGUGGAAACACCUAUUUACAUUUAUGCAACAAAAAUUCAUAGUGGGAUGUGCAUUCAUCAUUACCUCAGCACUUGGGCCCACAGUUUGGCAUCUCUGGAUUUAUUCUGGAUCAGCUAAUGCAAACUUCUUUUUCGGAGUGACAUUGUCUUUCGCCACUGCUCAAAUAUUCCUCAUUACAGACCUCUUAUUUGCAUAUAUCAAAAGGGAAUUUACUCUCAAACAUGGAUCAUCACGGCAAGUUGAAGGAAAGCCAGCCAAAUUAGUGUUACGAUAA